UGGUUUCAACGCCCAGUCCGGAGUGAAGGCGCCAGUUCUGUUCACUAAUUAGUCGUCAUUUCAGUUUGGCGAAUUUGCAAGAUUUUUGCAGGGUUUUACCAGCUCGAAAAUGGUGGUUCGAAUUCGAUUGUCGAGAUUUGGUUGUAAGAACAAGCCGUUUUACAGGGUGAUGGCUGCCGAUAGCCGUUCUCCCCGGGACGGCAAGCAUCUGGAGGUUCUAGGUUACUAUAAUCCCCUGCCAGGUCAAGAUGGUGGUAAACGAAUGGGACUUAAUUUUGAAAGAGUGAAGUAUUGGCUUUCAGUUGGUGCUCAGCCUUCAGAACCCAUGCAACGUAUUCUUUUUAGAUCAGGGGUACUUCCACCCCCUCCAAUGGUUGCAAUGGCGCGUAAAGGUGGACCACGUGAUACUCGUGUUGUUGAUCCUCUGAGCGGACGCAUCGUGUCUCCAGAGAAGCCAACUAAUGAUUCUAGUAGGAAAGAUGGCAAUGCUGAUUCGUAAUUUUCUUUUAGAAAAAUCUCUAGAAUUUGACACAAAAGUCGAAUGAACCUAGACUCGGUUGGGCACGGGUUCGGAAUCAUAAACCCUAGAGUUCUGAAAUCCAUAAAGUUGAUGAUCGGCUGGAAGUAUGAACUCGUGUUUCUAAAGCUUAUGUUUAGAAAUGUAAGGUUGAGCUUGGUUAGAUAAUUUGUUUUUUUAAUUGUAUAUCAAUAUUUUGAUUCAUUUUGUGUGAAGCAA
Molecule: messenger RNA, 736 nt
Organism: Cucurbita moschata (crookneck pumpkin)
Lineage: Eukaryota; Viridiplantae; Streptophyta; Magnoliopsida; Cucurbitales; Cucurbitaceae
Product: 30S ribosomal protein S16-2, chloroplastic/mitochondrial-like
Exons: 4
Coding region: 110-499 (129 amino acids)
Biological process (GO): mitochondrial translation
Cellular component (GO): small ribosomal subunit; ribosome
Molecular function (GO): structural constituent of ribosome
Source: RefSeq, a predicted model, not a curated record